CACUCAACAGCUUGGUUGGGACUGGGGAUUACAUCUGAUUCGACGAAAUUCCCAUUCUAUUUCACUCUAGCCUUUCUAUAACGACACGCAGACGCUUCAAUCAGGGGACCAAGAGAACGAGAGAGAGAGCAGUAGCAGCACCAAAAUGGAUUUAGACGACAAAAUCCAUAAGAAGUCAUCGUCGGAAGGUUGGAAGGAACGUAUCUUCGUACCCACUGUCAUCGCAGGGGUUGUUGGCGGAGCAACUGGUUUGGUAUCCAAAUAUCGAAAAAUUUGUGGCCUCGCUAACAUUUCUACAACUUAUGCUGCUAAUUUUGCCAUCGUUACUGGUUGCUACUGCGGAGCCCGUGAAUUUGUAAGAGCAAGCCGUGCUUCAGAACCUGGUGAUCUCAUAAACUCCGCUGUUGGAGGAUUUGGUUGUGGAGCUCUUCUAGGUCGACUCCAAGGUGGUCAAAUUGGUGCAAUCCGCUACUCGGUUAUCUUCGCAGUUGUUGGGACGACCGUUGAUUAUGUAACAAUGCAACUGAAACCUGUAAUGCAGAACUACAGGGAAUCCAUAUUUGGGAGCAAUGAGAAGACCACUGAUUGGUUUAAAUUGCCAGAGUGGUCACCAAUCCAAGUACUUGAUGAGGAGGCACUAGCUGCAAAACAUGCCCGGGAACAACAAUUAUAUGCACAAAGAACACUAGGUAAUCUAAACAAAGAAGAAUCUUGAAAACUUGUAUGGCAAUUAGAUCAAUUUGAAAAGCCUCUUAAUUAGCGGGUUGUCCCUAUUAACAAUGAUAUAGUUCUUGAGGGCCAUUCUUGUCAAUUUGCUUCGGUAAUCCAAAAUGAUUACUCGGCCAGAACUAGAACUUUUGUCAUGUAUUUUGGUUAUUCUUCACUCUACAUUUUUUUAUUUUCUUGUGGAAGGGAUUCAUCCAACAAAAGGGUGUUUUUACCUUGUAAAUUGAACGUGAUAAAUGGAGGAUCAACAUAGUUUGACAGUUGGAGAGGAAA
Nelumbo nucifera (sacred lotus) is the source of this 999-nucleotide messenger RNA. RefSeq names its product Mitochondrial import inner membrane translocase subunit Tim17/Tim22/Tim23 family protein. Gene Ontology annotation, biological process: protein insertion into mitochondrial inner membrane. NCBI's taxonomy places the organism in Eukaryota, Viridiplantae, Streptophyta, Magnoliopsida, Proteales, Nelumbonaceae. The record is from RefSeq and is a predicted model, not a curated record. Gene Ontology annotation, molecular function: transmembrane protein transporter activity. Gene Ontology annotation, cellular component: TIM22 mitochondrial import inner membrane insertion complex.